Messenger RNA from Perkinsus marinus ATCC 50983, 262 nucleotides. RefSeq lists its product as hypothetical. Lineage: Eukaryota; Perkinsozoa; Perkinsida; Perkinsidae. The record is from RefSeq and is a predicted model, not a curated record. The annotation marks the transcript as partial. The transcript has a single exon.
GUGUGAACGAGAGUACUUCAUCGGUAUCUCCUGCCAAUGCUCACGCUUCCACUGGGUACUCUAAUUCUUGUGGUCCCGGCACGCCCACGUUGCUCAGACGUGCUGCUGUACCGCAGUCCCUCGUCAGUGACCUCGAAGACACCCAACGCAUAUGUGAACACCAGCUUGCAGUAAAGCGCGAGCUCCAUCUGAAGGACCAUAAAGUUGCUAUCAACGUGCCGGUGCUGCCCGUCAUUAGUCGAAGUAUUCACAGCCCUGCACG